Salvelinus namaycush (lake trout) is the source of this 516-nucleotide messenger RNA. Its product is annotated as alpha-2-macroglobulin. NCBI's taxonomy places the organism in Eukaryota, Metazoa, Chordata, Actinopteri, Salmoniformes, Salmonidae. Bases 49 to 516 code for a protein of 155 amino acids. The record is from RefSeq and is a predicted model, not a curated record. The transcript is spliced from 4 exons.
GCUGUUUGAGUACACUGCCACUUAAGUAUUAUUACCACAGCUGCAUUCAUGCUGACUCUUUCCCCUUUUAGGAUUUACCUGGUGACGGUCAGCUCGGAGGUGGUAGGAGGGACCAAAGAGAAACUUUGUGCUCAGGUCCACCAAGCCACAGAGCCUCUGUCGUUGAAGGUGACGCUGGAGAUGGAGGGUGGCAGCAGCAUCAUUCUACUGGAGGAAGCCGUAACACAGGACUUCUAUCGCUGCAUCUCCUUCCAGGUACCCCCAGUGAAGGCUGAAAGUGUGGCCACUGUCCAUGUCAGCAUCAAGGGGAGGAAGGAUGAGAUGAGUAAUAAGACCAAGAUCCUUAUCAAGCCUAAAAGAUUCCUGACCAUUUUCCAGACAGACAAACCAGUCUACAAACCUGGACAGACAGUCAAGUUCCGAAUCGUCUCGCUGGAUGCCAGUUUCUUGACAUUCAAUCAGAUGUAUCUAACAGUGGCGCUUCAGGUGAGACUCAUUCAAAUCCAUUGCAACUAA